Messenger RNA from Musca vetustissima, 1371 nucleotides. Its product is annotated as protein insensitive-like. NCBI's taxonomy places the organism in Eukaryota, Metazoa, Arthropoda, Insecta, Diptera, Muscidae. The record is from RefSeq and is a predicted model, not a curated record. Bases 1 to 1371 code for a protein of 456 amino acids. Gene Ontology annotation, molecular function: transcription corepressor activity; DNA binding. Gene Ontology annotation, biological process: negative regulation of Notch signaling pathway; positive regulation of neuron differentiation. Gene Ontology annotation, cellular component: nucleus. The transcript is spliced from 2 exons.
AUGGAUUCCAAAAUAAUCUCCUCACAAAUUAUCAUCAAGCCACAACAGAAUACUGCCACCAAAAUAAUGGUGGCUAAUGGACAAAAUUUCAAACGAGUUCCAGAUGUUUAUGAACGCCCCCUGAUGGUAAAUGCCUGGUGUCAAACGACAAAUGAUGACUUCAAAUUCCUUUACGAAUUCGAACACAAAAAAGAACAGACCAAACGGGAAAAUGAACUGUUGGAAAAAAUACGCAUUCUGGAAGAAAAUCUUAAGGCCCACACCGAAUUACUUUCUCAAAUACAUGCAACAUCGGCAAGGACUUCGGCUCUGCUAGGACAAUCCGCAACUACCACUACAACAACAGCAGCAUCUACUACUGAGCAACUCACCAUCAAACCCAUACAAAUACAAACUAUCGAAUCACAGUCCUCAUCUACAAUAAAUUCCUAUAAAGUCACCGAAUCCAGUCCAAGACUUAGCAAAAGUUCACACAACUCUCCAACUAGCUCAGUGAUAAAUCCAAUUCAUCAAAUUCCUUCCAACCACACAGAAAGCAUAAAAUACACCAUAAUUGCAGAGGGGGCUGGAGAUGCCCACGGCGAACCAAUAGAAAUACAAUUGGCCGAAGAUGAUGGUGCUUUGAAUCUAAAUAACUCUGCAGAUUCCGAUCGUUUGGAAAUAUGUUUGGCAUCGGAUGAUAUGGAAAUUAAAACGGAAACAGUGCAAACAACUCUUCCAACAACAACCACAAUUACUCCCCUGUCACGCAAUAACUCCAGUGAACAGAACUUCUUAAAACGUAGGCGAUUGCCGGCAGAUGAAAAUGAAGAACCAAUGGAAAAUUCCUUUUACGAACCAACACAAAGGAGACACAGCAACAACAAUCUGGCAAACAUCAAAACUGAAAAUGUCUACGCCACACCUAAACAACAAUCGUCACCAUCGCCAGGAAAUAACAUGGACACGGCGGAAUACAAACUUAACAUAGACAAUGUUAUGGUGUCGAUUGGUCCCAACAAUACCAGAAUACCCGCCAAAAUCUAUGAAAGUAUGAAUUGGAGUUCGGCAUCGAUUGCAACGCGUAAACUACUCAUGGCCAUAUUCGAUCGCAAAACCUUGGCAACGCAUUCGAUGACGGGAAAACCAUCACCAGCCUUCAAAGAUCAUGGCAAGCCAUUGAAACAAAUGUUAGAUCCAUCGGCAAUACAGGAUAUUAUUUUUGCCGUGACGCGUAAAUGUAAUGUCUCGGAAAAGGAGGUGCGCAAUGCCAUUACCACAAAAUGUGCCGAUGAAAAUAAAAUGAUGAAACUGCAAUUGAACAAGCGUACACCAAUGCGUGAAAUCAAAAAGGAAAAUAGUAUUACCGUUAAGACGAAUAUGAUGAUGUAA